CUCUGCAGCUCACAAGAGUCAUGGAAACGCCGGCAUUAAGUUCCCUUUCCCUCCUCCUCCUCUUCUGCCUCCUGAUUGUCCAGUUUGUAAAGCUGCAAUGGAGAAAACGGCAAUUCCCUCCCGGACCGACACCUCUCCCCGUUAUCGGAUGCCUAUGGCAGCUGAAGUUUUUCAACGUCACUCGCGAGAGCCUGACCAAGGUGGCAAAAUCCUAUGGGGACAUCUAUACUGUAUGGUUUGGUCCUCACCCUGUGGUAGUUCUCGAUGGGUUCAAAGCUGUGAAAGACGGUCUCACCACCCACCCAGAAGAUGUAGUUGGCCGGCCAGUAGUCCCGUUUUUUAAAGCUCUGGCAAACAAUAAAGGUAUCUUGCUGUCAACGGGCAGUACAUGGAAGCACCAGAGGAAGUUCUCGCUGAUGACUCUGAAGACAUUGGGGCUAGGGAAGAGGACAUUGGAGUACCAGAUCCAAGAUGAAGCUUAUCACCUGGUGGAGAACUUCAGGAGCACUAGAGGGAAACCCAUGAAUCCGUCCUUCGCUCUGACCCUCGCCGUUUCCAACGUGAUUUGCGUCGUGGUGUUUGGGCAUCGCUUCUCCACCGAGGACAAAAAAUUUCACGAGCUCCUGGAAGCAAUGGAGGUCAUCUUCAAAUUUGCUGGCAGUCUCGGUCAUAACAUUUAUAAUGUCAUGCCCUGGCUUAUGAAGUGUAUCCCAGGACCUCACAAGAAGGCGUUGACUGCCCGAGACUUUGUGUGCUCGUUCAUAAGGAAGGAGAUCAGCAAGCACCAGAUUGCAGGAGUCCCAGAUGAUCCUCAAGAUUUCAUUUAUAGUUACCUUGCUCAGAUAGAGAAAACGAAAGACCAGCCCAAACCAGCCUACGAUGAAAGUAACAUGAUCCAGUGUAUAUUUGACCUCUUCUUGGGUGGAACAGAGACAUCCAGCACCACCCUCUACUGGGGAUUUCUGUAUAUGGUGCUUUAUCCAGACAUCCAAGCGAACAUCCAGAAGGAGAUUGAUGCGGUUGUGGCUCCCGGUCAAAUGAUCAGCGGCGACGAUCGCAAGAAGCUGCCCUACACCAACGCCGUGAUCCAUGAGGUCCAGCGCUUCAGCAACAUCAUUUCGGUUGGGUUGCCCAGGUUAUGUGUGAAGGACACCAUGAUUCGACAGUUUACCAUUAAGAGGGGCACCAUGAUCUUUCCAAACAUGGCCUCCGCCUUGUAUGAUCCCAACGAAUGGGCGACGCCCGAAAGCUUCAACCCCAACCACUUCCUUGACAAGGAUGGAAAUUUCGUUUGUCCAGAAGCCUUCAUUCCAUUUUCUUUAGGGCAGCGAGUGUGCUUGGGAGAUCACCUGGCCAAGACAGAGAUGUUUCUUUUCUUCUCCAACCUCCUGCAGGCGUUCACUUUCCACUUGGCGGAAGGGACAAAAGAUGUCAACACAGAGCCCAUUUUGGGGGGCACUUUGCAGCCUCACUACUUUGAGAUCUGCGCUAUCCCUCGAUAGACCCGGCGUCUCAUGUCUCUUUGGAAAUCUACUUAGGAAAAGUUGCAAGGUGGCAACAUGGUGUACUGUUAACCCAAGGCCGCCACCUUCUGGUGUGGGGUUGCGUAGCUUCUUCAGAGUCCCGAGAAUAAAAACCUUUGUCGUGAGACAAGGAAUAAGUUUCUAGACCUCAUGAAUGCAAAGGAAAAGCCUGAAAAUACACAACAAUACCUGUCAAUAAGGUCUGAGUGCAGUGGUUGCCAAAGUGGGCAAUACCCCCACCCCCCAGGGGCAGGGGCAUUACCGGGGGGGCAGCACUA
This is a messenger RNA of Lacerta agilis (Sand lizard), 1801 nucleotides long. RefSeq names its product cytochrome P450 2J5-like. Gene Ontology annotation, biological process: xenobiotic metabolic process; arachidonate metabolic process. Lineage: Eukaryota; Metazoa; Chordata; Lepidosauria; Squamata; Lacertidae. Gene Ontology annotation, molecular function: heme binding; iron ion binding; oxidoreductase activity, acting on paired donors, with incorporation or reduction of molecular oxygen, reduced flavin or flavoprotein as one donor, and incorporation of one atom of oxygen. The record is from RefSeq and is a predicted model, not a curated record. Gene Ontology annotation, cellular component: intracellular membrane-bounded organelle; cytoplasm. The transcript is spliced from 9 exons. Bases 21 to 1502 code for a protein of 493 amino acids.